AUGUCAAUGCACACCUCCCUCCGCCGCACCGCGGCCACAAUCACCAACUCAACAACCACCAUCCUCCCUACAAGACUCCCCACGCAAUCGAGCGGCACAACCUUCGUCUGCUCUCAAUGCCGACACGCAACUCUCCUCCGUCGCCCCAAGCGCCCCUACACCUUCACACAGCUCAUCACCCUCUCUGACGGCAGCACCUUCACGCACCGCACGACCUCCCCGGCCCCGAUCUACCGCUCCACGCGCGACACGCGCAACUCCCUCCUCUGGAACCCGUCCAGCAGCAAGCUGAUGAACGUCGAGGAGGAUGAGGCCGGUCGUCUCGCUGCUUUCCGUGCCAGAUUCGGUCGCAGCUUUGAUGCCAGCGCGCCUGUUGUUGAAACAGAGGCGGCUAAGGACCCUGUUGCUGCUAAGCAGGCGGAGGCGGAUGCUCAGGCUCAGGCUCAGGCUAAGGCUGAUCAGGAGGAGGAGGAUAACUUGCUUGAUUUGAUUAGUGCUUUCGGACAGAAUGAGGCGCCGCCCCCGCCUGAGAAGAAGACUCCUAAGUUCACUGGAAAGAAAUAG
This is a messenger RNA of Penicillium robsamsonii, 564 nucleotides long. Its product is annotated as mitochondrial 54S ribosomal protein bL31m. The record is from RefSeq and is a predicted model, not a curated record. Gene Ontology annotation, molecular function: structural constituent of ribosome. Gene Ontology annotation, biological process: mitochondrial translation. Gene Ontology annotation, cellular component: mitochondrial large ribosomal subunit. NCBI's taxonomy places the organism in Eukaryota, Fungi, Ascomycota, Eurotiomycetes, Eurotiales, Aspergillaceae. The transcript has a single exon. The coding region runs from base 1 to 564 and encodes 187 amino acids.